Messenger RNA from Paramuricea clavata, 351 nucleotides. The record is from the annotation of a GenBank genome assembly. NCBI's taxonomy places the organism in Eukaryota, Metazoa, Cnidaria, Anthozoa, Malacalcyonacea, Plexauridae.
AUGUGGGAAAAAUGGAAAACAAGAUUUUUAACUGUCGCUGAUUUUCAUGCUCCUCCCAUUACUAAAAGAGUAAGAAGCCAAUAUGCUCCGUGGAUAACAAACAACAUUAGACAAGUCAUGCGCCAAAGAGAUUACUUAAAGAAAAAGGCUGUUAAAACAAAAUCGAAACAAUUUCAUGAUGCGUAUAAGAGAACUCGAAACGAUUUAAAUAGGUUAAUUAAAAACACAAAAGCUGAGUAUUUUAUGAAUACCUUGAACGAAUGCGAUAAUAAUUCUAAAGAAAUGUGGAAAGCGGUUAAUAAACUUACUAACAAAAGCUCAAAAACUACCAUAAUCUCUGAAACCAUCAAG